AUGAGUGUGAUUGAGAACUUGGAUGAGUUCGGUGUGAGAAUCAGAGUUAUAACUGAAAGUCAGCCUGAUGCAAGAUUGGAUCGUUUGUUGAAUCGAAUGAAAUUUGACGAUGCCGAAAUAUUCGCAAAACAGUUCAAUCUAGAUAUGCAAAAGGUGCAUAAAAGUCGUGUGAAUUAUAUGUUGUCGACACUGGCUUGUUGUGAUCACAUGGAACGUGAAGCAUUCAAUGUGUUCAUGCACUACCUCGAUCUUAUUCAGGACCACAAUUGGGUGACUGAGAUUUGCAUUGCUGGUGUGACGCUGUGUCGUUCAUUUGAGUAUAUGAGUGAUUUGUUGUGUUAUGUGGAGAAAAGAGAUAUCACUGAUGAAGAGACACUGGAGAGAUUGUCUCGUCUGCGGUACAAUCUGAGUUCAUAUCGAAUGCUGUAUGGUCCGAAAGCAUCGUUCCUGGAAGACUCGGCAUGGAGUAAAUUCAUUGAGGAUAACGAAUGGAAAGAGAUAUUUUUGCAUUUCUGUGACCGCGGUUAUUUCACUGAAGCGCAGAUCGUUUGGCAAAGAUAUCUGAAAGAAAUGCGCGAUUGGAUGCGAGAUGAAGUGGAUAUAUUCCAACAGAUUAUUGAUAUCAUUCAGUUGGUCAUCUCAGUUGAUAUCACUAAACUGUGGUCAGCAUUGGAACUUCUCGAAACGGCAGUACUUCCAAUAGCACUGACAAGAGAUGCCGAUUCAACGAUAUCGAUUUGUGUGGUAUGGCUAAAAUCGUUGGCUUCCUAUUUGGAGUCACAUCAUCCGUCUGAAUAUCCGACGAAUGCGCUUAAUGCAUUAUCGAUACUGCAACGCGUCAUGCGUUCAAUGAUACAACACGCUAUAACUCCGUCUGAAAUGGCUGAAGUAGCGUAUACAUUACUCAAAACACGAGUGGAUUCAGAGGAUUGUGAAGACUUUAUGGGACAGUUGAAUGUUUACGUGAAAAAUCUGAAGGAAAUGAAAAAAUUGAAAGAAGUUUAUCAAUGUCCGAUGACUUACGAUAAAUUUACGAGUGAGACAGUUGAGUCGAUAUGUUUUUUGAUGUUGGAAAGAGUGAGAAGUGUUCAUUUGAUCAGAGAUAAUAUGGAACGUUUCGCGAAGCCGUACAUGCAAUCUCGACUUCGUUACGAGUGUGAUUUUGCUGCACUCGCGCAGAUUAUGAUUCAAUAUACGAUUCAUUUGGAAACACUAAAAUUGUGCGUGCGAAGUAAGUCGAUGUUUUCGAAUGUGGUCGAAUUCGUUUUCCGUGAAGUUGAAGUGCAAAGCGAUCCAAUGAAACGACUCGAAGAUGCCUUAACGAUUUUUGCACUUCAGAAAGCGUUGCUAAUAAAAUGUCUUUCUCAAAUGGAAGAAGCAGAGAGAAUGAAAGUGAUUCGGAAUAUUCUUGUUCACGUGACUGUGGCUGUUAACUCACCGGUAACGAAUAGAAAUAACGAACUUCGUUCGCGAAAAAUAGCUGCUGCGAUUUGUAUAUUGGAGCGAUUUGCACAAAAGACUGAACGUGAUAGGGAAUUGCUGAUAAAAUUACGAGCGAUUCGUUGUUUGCAUUGCAAAUAUUCAUUGACAGUCAGUUUGGAUACGUUUGAAAAUGAUCGACAAAAAGUGAGACUAUUGAAGGAGUAUAUCGCUGAAAAAUGGAACGCGAAUGCACCGCAAAUGUGGAUUGAAUUAAUCUUCGUGUACGAUACAAUGCGUCGAGUCAUUUCGUCACUCAUUCUCGUAUGCCCUCCCAACUACGCCCAGUUGCAACUGGCAUUGAAUAUAGCAACGUUUGUGGAAAUGUUCAAUGAGUUGAUCACCCAAUGUCUUACGGAUGAACUUUAUCAUUCGGCGGUUAACGGGGAUACGUUGUCAGCAUCAGCGGCAACAAGCAAACACAAACAGUCAGCCGAAUCUUCUCUUGCAAGUCAUUCGGCAGCAGUUAGCGGAACUGAUAUAAUGUGGUGUAUGGAUUCGUUGAUUGGCGUGUACAGUUUCAAAUCAGAUGGUCAGAUUUACGAUCGAUUGGGUGCCGUGCGUGCAGUUGCUCGUAUAGCACGAAGUGUUAUCGCAGAGUUGGAUUUUUUUUUGACUUUAUUCACUUCGUUGGUUGGUGCUCGCAGAAAAUUUGGAUUGUCAAUUUUUAGUGAGAUGGCGAAGAAGGAUACUGGAAUACAGGCUGAUUGGACCGGAUUCCUCGGAUUCUUGAGUGUUAACAAUCAGAAUCUCAUGGAGCUUUGUGCGCGAUUGUUUUUUGCUCGUUUGCAGUGUUUCGAUGAGAAUAUUGCGCAGUUCAGUAGCAAUUUGGAGCAAUGUAUCGGUGCGCUUUGUGAACGCAUUGUAGUGAGCAGUCCAGCUGACUUGUGGCUUGGCGCUAUCGCAUUACUUCAUUUACCUGCUGAAUCACUGCAACCGGCACUUGAGAGACUCCGAAGAUGGGCAACCUCAAGGAAGUCGCCCGAGGCGAUGAUCGCUUUCCUACGAAUUUGUCAGUGCGCGGUUCUUUGCCGUCAGCUCAGUGAUCGCAACAUGCUAGCUACGCUUGAGCAAUAUUAUGCACGUAGUAUUUGGACAAGAAAAUUAUCAGAUUUCGGUGCAACAUUGCCCCAACAAAUUACGCCGUAUAGUGUUGUGAACGAAUUUGUUAGUGCGCGAAUUCCGAUUGCAGUCCUUAACAGGUGA
Molecule: messenger RNA, 2685 nt
Organism: Anisakis simplex (herring worm)
Lineage: Eukaryota; Metazoa; Nematoda; Chromadorea; Rhabditida; Anisakidae
Source: the annotation of a GenBank genome assembly